Molecule: messenger RNA, 2489 nt
Organism: Drosophila ananassae
Lineage: Eukaryota; Metazoa; Arthropoda; Insecta; Diptera; Drosophilidae
Gene: dmt
Product: protein dalmatian
Exons: 3
Coding region: 165-2324 (719 amino acids)
Source: RefSeq, a predicted model, not a curated record
UACUCAAUUCCAAUCUUUGUUCCUUUGCAUGAAAAUAUCGAUAGUUCGAAAUACCGAUAGUAUCUAGACUUAUCGCGAUCACUUACUAUUUCACCCACCCCUAACUCGAGGCGGGAGCUGUACAAAAAUUGGGUUUUCUAUUCACCGAACAAACUAUAAAAACAAUGGUUAAAAAAAAAACGGAGCCUUGUGCUCACAAAAAGCCUGCAACCAGAACUGCUUUGCGUAACAGAAAAACGGAAGACAACCGUGGAGAUUCCGUAACGCCGACCCCAAUUCCGCUGCGUAAAUGCGUUGUGAAAAUCAGACGCCUCAGAGUUCAGGAAAACACCCCUCCAAAGGAAGUGCAGAACGUUCCCGAUGCUAUGGAAAAUAGCACCUUCGAACCGGCUCGCAACUCUACAAUGUGCGCUCCUGAACAGAUAACAACUUUAAGCCCGGUAAAAAGGUUUCAAGUGCGACUGAAAAGAAUUGCAACAACGCCGCCAACUACCGAGGCUUCCGCCUCAAAAAAGUGUCGCUUUUUUCACAGAGAACAGCGGCAGCAAAGGACAAGAUCGUCUGUGACGAGAAAUGUAUACGAGUUCCUUUCCGAGUCCCAAAUAAAAGAUGACAAUGCCCGGAACGACCCCGCGGCUGACAUAAUACAGCGCAUGGUGAACGAUGGCAAAGCCUGCUUAAUGAUGCGGUCAAAAAAGGAUGGGAAAGCCAGAAUCAAACCCAUAAAGAAGAAAAUGAGGCCAGUGGGAAAAAGGAGGCAGAUUUCGCUCAAGAAAAUGCCACAAGAAAUGGCCAGCGACAAAGGCAAACAACCCAGUGAAUCUCAUUUGAAGUGCCCAGUCCGCGCCAUGUCUCCCAUUUACGAGCCCUUAGACGAGGAACUAAAUACAGAACCUAUUCAAGCGCCCGACCAACUUCACGAAAAUCAGUCACCAGCCAAGCAAAAUGCUUCCAAGCAGGCCAGUGAUGGUGCUUACAGCACCUUAGCUCGGUCUGUUCUUCUUAACCAAACUAAGACGCAGGACACCCAGCAAUCGAAAGACAAGCGGCGCGAAUUACUAAACAUGGCCCGCCAGUUGAUCAGCACACCUUUGAAUAGAAGAAAAGCCCCGAUCCCUGGAAAUAUAUCAACUGCCACAGGCAUAUCUCCGAUUCCACACCAAUCGCCAUCGGGAAGUGCAUCUCCCUGGCGCGUAUCCGACGAGUCGGCCAUGCCAAAUACUUUUGUGUUCGGCUUCAAUACAUCCCAACUGCCAUCCUACUCCAGUGACCAUAUUCGCCGAAGACAUGUCUAUGUACCGGAUGAACCCCGCAACGAAUCAAAAGAUGUAUCUGAUUGUCCCACUAUGAGAGAUCAAAGGGUGGAAUCAAGUGCCAAUGAGUCAAACGAGGAGAAUGUGCCGCCUCCUAUCACCAACACAUCACAAGUCUCCAGUUACCAGGUGAACGACACCAGCGCCGAAGAUGUAGAGAAUUAUGUUCAUUUACCAAACCCACGAAGAACUCUACAGAAACGUACGCCUUUUAAAGAUAUUAACAUACUGGAUGUGGUUGUGCUGCCCUCUUGGAAGAAGAACGUUCAAACAACACCCUCGAAGGAAGUGACACCCUCAAGGCAGUCCCAGUCUACAGCAAUCGAAAGAGCCACAGUUCAAGCAUCACCUAGUCGCACUCAAACUAGGGUGAAUCUCUUCGGUUCUCCAAACGAAAAGAGUCCAAGGCAAACGGAAAAACGAAAUCUUUUUGGAUUCGAGGAAUUCCUCAAUGAUAGUGUGGCUGCCACAGAUCGCUCCCCUUCGAGGAGUCAGGAUGUAACGUUGCACGAUAAACUGCAGCGCUUGGCAGAGCUGCGCCCUUCUAAUCUCCCUCAAGUUUCAAGCUCUCCCCUACGUCGCGAUACCCUUAAAGAGUUCUACACAAAACAGCGGGAUAUUCGGGAUGUAUUUUCAUCCACAAUGGUCCAGCAAAGGCCACCACUACCAAGAACUGCACCGGUUGCAGACGAAUCCGUAGGACUCUUUAAAGAUCAAGAGCCAGAACCAGAAGUGACAUUUAACGAAAAGAAACCAAGGCGAACGUACGUGAGGGAGCGACCGAAACGAAAGCGGAAGCAGAGAGUGCAGGUUUUGUACGUAGAGAGUGAUUCUUCCGAGGAUGAGGACGAGCAGGACUCGCACAAUAAUAGUUUAGUAUCCCCGCAAAAGGGCCGUCCGCAUAAGCGCUCCCGCAAGGACAUGGAACACGAAGCUCAGUUGCAGGAUUUCAUUACAAGUUUCAACAAGCAGUGCGAGGAAGUUGAAAAGUUUCCAGUAAUCAUUGAAUAAUUUUAUAUUAAUUUUUUUAUUUUGUUUUGGUGUUAUUGAUAAGUCUUUUAUGUAUGUACCUUUUUGUUUUGUCCAACAACUAAUGAUUGCUAACGGAUUGCGUAUUCAUAUUUUGGUAAUGGCUCAUGACUAUGUUAAUUAAAUAAAAAAAAUACAAAAACAAAA